Oreochromis niloticus (Nile tilapia) is the source of this 1648-nucleotide messenger RNA. RefSeq lists its product as uncharacterized. The record is from RefSeq and is a predicted model, not a curated record. Lineage: Eukaryota; Metazoa; Chordata; Actinopteri; Cichliformes; Cichlidae. Bases 27 to 815 code for a protein of 262 amino acids. The transcript has 2 exons.
GAGAGACGUGGACGCUGCCGAUCACCAUGGCUUCCACCCCCUCGGCCUCUGCCCUGUCCGCUGUUCUCCGGUGCCGGGGGAAUAUCUGGACGAGGAAUCCGCCGGCGAAGCGGCCUGCCAGCUCGGCGUACGGCCUCGGACUGGCCGGCGGGGCGCUGCGCGACUCUCCGGGCGAGCGCAGCGGCUCACACCAGGCGUCAGCGGCGGAGGCUUCUCCGCACGGAGAGUGUGUGGCGGUGCUGGUGGGAAGAGGGCUGACUGUUUCGUACAGGUCGCACAGAGUGGGGGGUAAAGUUUCCAGGGAAGUGAAUAGAUUACGUUACCCAAAACUUUCGCAAUCUCCAGGGCACGCGCACUCAGCUGCGCAUGCGCUGAUGCGCGAGCUAGCGGGCAGACUGUCUGGAAAUAAUACAUGCUCUAAAAUAAUUCACGUUAUUAAAUUUGAAAAAUAUUCUUCACACACCCGCAAAAGCGCGUUAGUUAAAGACACGAGUGCAUUCCCAGCGCGCGUGCUGAAGCUGUCCGUGACGUCCCCUCCGUGUUCAGUGGGACAAAUCCCGUCCUUCGUGUUAAACGGCUGGUCUGCACUGAGGAGCACGUGCUUAUCUGUGACUUGUCUGGUGUCCAAAAUUCUGUUUUUGAAUUUGGGAGAGGUGCGUAGAUCAGGCAGCAGCCCCGAUGAAGCACCACGACAUCUGCUGUGCCAGCGGGAUGAGAAAAACUCCAGCAGCCGGGCCCUCCAGGCAAAUGAACAAACCUCCUCCAAGAACAACUCCAGCUUAGCACAAAAGAUCACACAGGAAGGACCUGACUGAGUCCAAGGCCUCCGUGCCAGAAAGAGGCGCUGAUCAACAUCAUUUAUUGACUUUUCAGGACACACACCACAUCUGGACUUCAACCUGCUGAUAGAAACCAACCAGCUGUUUUUGAUCGCACACAAACGAGUGACAAAUGAAUGGAAGAACCGAAAUGAAGCGACUGGCUUCCACAAACACCAUUAGUGCUUUUUGGCAGUGACUCUCCAAACCUCUGAUUCGGGCAAGACCAUCUUUACUGUAAAAAUAUUUUCCCUUAUCUGUUGUUUCGAUGAUAGUGAUCAAGGGCAAAGUCCCACAUGCACUGGUAAUCAAUUAGAUUGAGAUCAGAUUGAGUCGCAUACUGUGGCAAAGGCUACAGCAUGUCAUCCAUAUCAUUUUCACCCUGUUAAGAUCUUUCAGUGGUUGGGGAUAUUGUCAUCAUGGAAGAGCCCACUCCCAUCAGGACUAAAAUAUUUCAUCAUUAAGCUGAUGUUUCUGCAUAACUUUGUAUUGAUUUGAAGUGGAUCACCACUGUAGGGGCCUACAGCGAGUCCCCUCUCUGUAGGGUUCAGUGGUUCAGGUUUUUUUCCUUUAAUUUGCCACUUGUCUGUAUGAGCAACAAGAAACAAGCAUGUAUUCCAAGUCUUCCCAAUGGAUAAGCUCACCUUGCGUGCUGCAUUCUGUUUGUCAGGGCUCAGUGUUUCCAGUGGGAGAAACGUGUUAUCGCUCAUCCAGGUGACCUCUUCAGGCUGACAGAAGAAGUCGGCUGUCUGCAGGUUUCUCCAGCCAACUGAAAAUGCUGCGCUCAGAUGAACAGAAUCAACUUUCUGCAUUAAAACUCUCACCCUGCA